CUUCCUGUGCCCCAGCCUCAAUUUUUCUCCAGCAUCUGGAGGGUGUUCUCUCCUCACCGGGACAUCCUUUGAGGAUACUUAUUGUGGGAUUCAGGGAGGGGUGCAGUGAAGGACGCUGCAAAGGCACAGACUGCAGGGGGCAAUCUGUGAAGUUGCGCCCCAGGGGUGCCCUGGGCCCCUGGACACGCGAAAGGGGACCACUUGCAGUUUUACAGACUAACAGUGACUUCCCACCUUUCAAGAAUUUUCCAAAGAAAUACAGCUCCCAGCUAGAGCGAGGCCCGAGUACUGCCUUGAUCCAGGAUGGCCAGGGAAUCGAAGGAAAGUACAGCCUUGGAUGCCCAGUCUGCAGAGGACCAGACGGGGAUCCUGAUGGUGAAGGUGGAGAAGGAGGAAGCCUCCGCCUUGGCUGCAGAGGCGGGAGCAGCCGGCAGCCCGGCUCCCGGCCCCGAGCACUUGCGCCAGCGCUUCCGAGGCUUCCGCUACCCGGAGGCUGAGGGGCCCCGCGAGGCGCUGAGCCGGCUCCGGGAGCUCUGCCGGCUGUGGCUGCGGCCUGAGAUGCACAGCAAGGAGCAGAUCCUGGAGCUGCUGGUGCUGGAGCAGUUCCUGACCAUCCUGCCUGGGAACCUGCAGAGCUGGGUGCGGGAGCAGCAUCCGGAGAGCGGGGAGGAGGUGGUGGUGCUCUUGGAAUAUUUGGAGAGGCAGUUGGAUGAGCCGAUGCAGCAGGUCCCAGGUGGUGAUCAGGGGCAAAAACUACUCUGUUGCAAGAUGGCAGUGUUGACGUCGGCUCAGAGAUCACGAAAUGCCCAGUUCCAGCCGAUGAAGACACUGCUCAAGCAGGAAUCUCUGCUAUCCCAGUCCUUACCAGACAGAGUUCUCCAGGUUCCAGGACUUGCCCUGGGAGGGCGCUGCAGAGAAGAGGCCGUGAGAGCUGCCAGGCUCGCCCUGGAGUCCCAGGGGCCUCUGAAAAUGGAAGAGGUGGCCCCGACUCUCACUCCUGGAUGGACACAGCUGGAUUCGUCUCAGGUGAACUACAGAGAUGAAAGGCAGGAGAACUGGGGCCGCCUGAUCUCCCUGGGUGGUGAAAUGCAGACGAAGGUCAGGGACCUGCCUGCGGAUGAGGAACAUCCAGAGCAGGAGCAUGGGCAGACACCCUGCCACCUGGGGGAAGCCAUCGGCCAGAUUCCUGCACGUGCGGAAGCUGGUGAACAGGAGGGCAGGUUACAAAGAAAGCAGAAAAGUGCCACAGGGAAUCGGCGGCACUACUGUCACGAAUGUGGAAAGAGUUUUGCUCAGAGUUCGGGCCUGACGAAGCACAGAAGAAUCCACACCGGGGAGAAACCUUAUGAGUGUGAAGACUGCGGCAAGACCUUUAUCGGGAGCUCUGCCCUCGUCAUUCAUCAGAGAGUCCACACGGGUGAGAAGCCCUACGAGUGUGAAGAAUGUGGCAAGGUCUUCAGUCACAGUUCGAACCUCAUCAAACACCAGAGAACUCACACUGGGGAGAAGCCCUACGAGUGUGAUGACUGCGGGAAAACCUUCAGCCAGAGCUGCAGCCUCCUUGAACAUCACAAAAUCCACACCGGGGAGAAGCCAUACCAGUGCAACACAUGUGGCAAAGCCUUUCGGCGGAAUUCACAUCUCCUGAGACAUCAGAGGAUCCACAACGAUAAAAGUGUUCAGAAUCCUGACCACGGAGAGACCUGGGAGAGUCAGGGUAGGAUGGAGAGCUCAUGGGAGAAUGCUGAGGCUCCUUCCGUGUCUUAUAAGUGUAAUGAGUGUGAGAGAAUUUUCACAAGGAAUAGAAGCCUUAUUGAGCAUCAGAAAAUCCACACUGGUGAGAAGCCCUAUCAGUGUGACGCAUGUGGAAAAGGCUUCACCCGAACUUCAUACCUUGUUCAACAUCAGAGAAGCCACGUGGGGAAGAAAAUUCUAUCACCGUGACACACGUAUUAGGUGCCAGACUUGGUGCUCGUUCUGCGUUGAACUGAAUCCACCCUGGAGCCCCUGCUGAAUGGAAAAUUAUGGGCUGGGCUUUAUCUACCACUGCACAUCGUCAGGUGCUUGUUGGAAAAUAUACAGUUUGGCUGAGAUGAAUUAUCUUCUACAUUCCAGAAAAAACAAAAAAACUUGUUUGAUAGGAGGCUAUGGGAGACUUGUCUGGAAGAGGUAGGACCUGAAAUGGUUCUCACCUUUUGGACUUAAAUGGGCUUCCAGACUAGAGAAUCACCCUCGGCCAGCACUUGAUGACCUCCCCUGGGUGGAGGGCUCUGAUCUGGGGGACUGCUGCUGUGACUAUUCCUAUUGCCUGUGAUGACUCCCUCACCAGUUGUUCGGAUCGAUGAUGUCUUAUACCCUACAUUGUGCCUUGCAUAUAGGUGCUCUAAACAUUUAUUAAAUAUACCAGUAAAAUGACCUUCAUAGCUCUGAAAAAUUAAUGUUGCCUGCAUUCCUGAGGAUUUUCUAAGGCCAUUUUGUUUGUGUCUAAGUCUCUGAGGUUCUAGAUUCUGGGUCAAUCUAGUAUAUUUAUUGCCAAGUACAUAAGAUUGUCAGAGUUGGGGUGGAAGAAUCCAUAUUUCUUCACCAGCAUAGUAGUUAGAGUAAGAAUGCCUUAAAUAGUUUCUUUAUCAUUAAGACAUUGUGAGACUGCUCCAUCCAUACAACUCCAUUCUGCAGUCAACAUUAACUACAUUAGUUCAAGUUAACGUGCUGCUGUUUAGGGGGAAACCUUUCACAUUCAGGUAAAUAAAAAUCAAUUUAUCAAGUCAGAUGAAAAUGAUUAUGCAUCUUGAUAGAAAUUCUAGGAUGCUCAACAGAUGUUUCUCACUCUUCAGUUAUCUUGGGCCUAAGCAAGUGCCAAGACACCACCCACCUUCCUCUCUCCCAACUCAGAGCCAACUGUGCAUCGAGGAUUAUGCCAGCCAAGCUUAAAUUUCCUCCAGGUCAGAGGAGUCACACUAAAUAUUUACAACAAGUAGCAUUCAUGUUUUCAAAACUUCCCUGUGGCUGGGGACAGCAAGAUUGGGUCAGAGGCAGCCAAUGACGCUACAGACUCAAAUACGGGCGAUAGAAGAAAAGAGAGCCUUUCAGAAGCACCUUGGGAAUCCUGGGGAUCUGAUCAGACUGAUUCCACAACAUUCAAAGAAUCAACAUGUGAAGGCAAGACUCUCAAAAGAAUUUCAAGAUAGCUCCUGUUUUCACCCUGAUCACCUUCUAAGUUCUUCAAAAACAGACCUCCUUCCUCUGUGCCUGAGUUCAUAUCUCCAGCUUCUGGCUUUACUGGGCGGUGUCAAGAAUGUAUUCUGCUUCUGAUGAAGUCAGUGACCACAUUGGGUUCACUCACCAGCAUGGUGUCUCUUCUGUUCUCAAGUACCCUCUGGAUUCCUGCUCUGAUGUACCCCAGGCUGACUAGGGACUUUGCAAACCAUAGGGCUCUCCCUUUAUCACUUCCCUGCAAUCUUUCCUUGCCUUCCUUAGCCCCUCAUUGCAGUCUAAUCUGAGACUUUAGCUUCCCAAAAAUCCUGUAGACAUUCCCCACUGAAUGUUUUCUAGCCUUUUAAAAUUUCCUUUUAAGUUAACCGUAUUUUUGUUAGCUCCACAAAGCUAGCUAUUUCCUUUUCUCUCCUAUCUUUAUUUUUCCUAAAUAUUUGCUAAUAGCUCUGAUCUUAAACACUGUUCAUUUUUCUUUGGUAUUUAAUUGUUUCUUCUGUCAUAUGAAGAGAUAUAUAUGAAAGCCUUUUACAAACCAGAGAGCAUUAUACACUUAAUAACUAUAACUUAGUGAGAUUAACAAAGGACCACCAUGCCCCCUUUCAAUCUUUUUGCUCUUCCCGAACCUAAAAGACUUCUCCAUUGAGGAGAGAAAAAUUAUAGAGAAAUACUUCUGAGUGCCUGCUUGGCCUGACAGUGAAAGGAACAAAGCAGAUACACACACACACAUACACACACUUGGGCUUAGGCUUCUAGCGUAAUAACAUUGAUAAGAUCUGCACAUGAACAUAAGUGAGUGGUAAACUUAAUGCUGUGGAAGUUCAGUGGAGGGGACUGACUUCUGUGGAGUCGAGCUGUGUGCUGUCCUUAUUACGUGGACAGGGUGACAUGUUAGCUGAAAAGACUAAAGGAGUUUGUCAAAUUUAGAGAAUGGGGCAACCCUGAAGAGGUAGGUAUAUGGUAGGGGCCUUCAGCACCAGAGCAAGGAGCUAAAAUUUUAUUCAGUAACACUAGGGAGCCAGUGACAUUUUAUGAUGAUUUUAUGAUUAAAAAAAAAAUUAGGAAACUAUCUGGCAGUACUGUGUAGUUUCAGGUAAAAUAAGUUACUUUGUUACUAGGCUUUUAGACACCCUGAUUUUGUAUAAAACAAAGGUAUGUUUAUAAGUAAGUGAAUUAUAAAAUGGGUUUAAAUCUAGUCUAUUUAAAAGGAUGGCCAAAAAAACUUUUAGAUGAAAUUAGGCCCAGUAAAAUCUGCUGCUUAGUUGACAUAUAAGCAGUACAUAAAGUGGAAUAAAAUGCUACUUUUCAUGCACUGAAAAGUUAUUCUUAGGAAUUUUAACAUCUAUUAGUUAGCCAUUGUAUUUCAUUUCUCCAACUAAAGUAAUGCAGAAAUUCUCCAUUUUAUUUUUCCUCCCUUUUCGUGAAUAGCUGGUUAUAGCAUAUUUUUUUCUACUUAGGUAGAAUGAAUAGUUAUCAUGAAAAGAGUUUUUGAUGACAAGCCCUCCUAGAUGUGUUCUUAAUUUUGGUAAAGAUGUGUAUAAUCCUUCAACCUAUUUCUCUGCCUUUUCCUUUAGUAAAAAAAAAAAAAAGAAAAAAGUUGGCAUGUCAACUUACCUCCCAGCGUUGUGAGGAUCUGCUCAUCCAAAUGAAAAGUGCUGGGUAAAUAAUCUGCAAAUGUUAAUAUUGAUAGAGAAAUGGAGAUUAAACACUUCUUUAGCCAAAACCUCUAUAUAUUGGAAUGACAAUUGUUUAAUAUAAAGCCUUUCUGAAAAAAGUGUCCUGACACAAGUGUAUCACAGUGUUGAUCUCUUAACGGUGUCCCCAAAUAGCUCAAAUAUCCAGUUACCAAAAUAUCUCAAAUAUCCAUCUCAAUUAUUCAUAAUGAGAACUUUAACCACUCAUUAAAAUUAUCUACUUUUCUCUAACCACCCUUUUUAGUCUAUCUUUUGAUUUUCCUCAUGGUAGUUAAAAUUGGGUCUGAUGGAUUCAGAUGAGGAAACUCUCUUCCAGUCAUCUUUGUAGAUAUUGUGUCUAUCUGGCAUGUUUCAGAUGGAGUUGCUACCACAGGAAUAUUUGGGCAUGACUACUUUCCUGUGAACUUUUUUGUUGACAUACCACUUUUUUGUAGAAACAUAAUUUUAUGUCUGCACCUACUCACAUUUCUCACUUCGUUGAUGUCAUAGCAAUGCCUCUCAAUUUACCACAUCAACCUAAGACCUUGGAAUUUGAACACAGGAAGAGUUCUGGUCUACUCUUCCAAUUCAUGGCUGAACACCAUGAUCUAUUCCUGCCUGUUCUAUGUAUUUUGUCUAUUAGGAAAUUGGGUUGUCAUUCCAAAUCCUAUGCACACCUUCCCAAAUCCCCAUUGUUAUUCCAAUUUCUAAGGUACUUCAAGAUUUUCAAAGGUCUAGGGAAAAAAAUCUGAA
Molecule: messenger RNA, 5636 nt
Organism: Camelus dromedarius (Arabian camel)
Lineage: Eukaryota; Metazoa; Chordata; Mammalia; Artiodactyla; Camelidae
Gene: ZKSCAN4
Product: zinc finger with KRAB and SCAN domains 4
Exons: 5
Coding region: 304-1944 (546 amino acids)
Biological process (GO): regulation of transcription by RNA polymerase II
Cellular component (GO): nucleoplasm
Molecular function (GO): RNA polymerase II cis-regulatory region sequence-specific DNA binding; DNA-binding transcription repressor activity, RNA polymerase II-specific
Source: RefSeq, a predicted model, not a curated record